GAGACUUCCGAGGAGCCUGAAGAGUAUAAAGUCUCUGCCAUGAACCCGACGAUUCACUUUUUAAUUCAUCAUCAUCAUCACAGCAUCUUCACAACUCAUCACAACAUCACUACAAAGCUACCAACAAAGCUCCAAUAACUCACCUUUCGACCAAUCCACCAACACCACAAACAACCAACUUUCUCAACCCUUUCCAACCUUCAAAAUGCAGUUCAAGUCCACCGUCUUCUCCACCCUCGCUCUCCUCAUGGCCAGCACCGCCAUUGGAGCUGCCAUUGAGACUCCCGGCCACGAGGUUGAUGCUCGCGCUGCCAUGAUCGCCACCGACCCUUACUACGCCUGCAACUGCCCCAACAACUGCAAGCACAAGCAGGGCAGCAGCUGCAAGUACUACUCCGGCCCCUCUGACAAGUCUGGCCAAAUCUCCGGCACCUGCAACAGCCGUGACGGCAGCUUGACCUGUGUCGCUUAAAAAUUUGUAGCGAUACACAUGCACACCCACCUGUCUACUGAUUUACGAU
Molecule: messenger RNA, 521 nt
Organism: Hypoxylon fragiforme
Lineage: Eukaryota; Fungi; Ascomycota; Sordariomycetes; Xylariales; Hypoxylaceae
Exons: 3
Coding region: 206-472 (88 amino acids)
Source: RefSeq, a predicted model, not a curated record